AAGGAGCACCACAUCACACUCGACACACCUGCCUCCCCUGAGGAGAUCAAGCACAAGCUCACAUCUGAAGAACAAGGCCUUCUGAUAUCUCUCCUUCUACACAUUUCUGGUGGUAACUUGGAAGAUUCCAGCCUCUGGGACAUGGUCCGCUCUCAUGCUCUUCUCAUGCACAGCUCGGACAACUUUACCGACGUGUGGCUCCGAUAUAAGCUGCGAGAUGGCCAAACCGAACUGGCAAAACGCAUGUUCCAGGAAGCCAAGAACGACGGAUUAAAUUUUGCCUUUUCUACGCCCGUCGCUUCCAUUAACCAGAGCGCGUCCGGGGACGGCCCAGUCGUUAUACGUACGGAUAAUAAUCAGACAUUCCAGGGUCGAAAGGUCAUCAGCACCAUCCCUCUCAACGUCCUAAAAAAGGUUCAAUUUUCACCGCCCCUUUCUCAGCGGCGCCAGGAAGCCAUCAAUAUUGGCCAUAUCAAUCACAUGACCAAGGUCCAUGCAGAUGUCAGCAACAAGGAACUAGAAAGAUGGAAUGGGAUGCGUUUCCCCGGCCAUCUCAUGUAUGGGUACGCGGACGGUGUCCUACCAAAUGGAGAUGUUCACAUCGUGGCGUUUGGCAAAGAUGAUCGCGAGACCUUCAUUCCCGAAAAUGAUGCAAACAAAACGAUCGACGCACUUAAUGACCUUCAUCCAAUGCAUGUGAAACGUCUUUUAUUGCACAACUGGAGUACAGACCCCUACUCACAAGGUGGUCCGGCGUGGUGGCGACCUGGUUAUAUGUCGAAGUACCAAGACGAAUUGCAGAGCCGCCAUGGAAACAUUCUUUUCGCCUCUGCAGACUGGGCUCAUGGAUGGAGGGCUGCAAUUGAUGGAGCCCUGGAGCAGGGCACUCUGAACGCAAGAACCGCGUUCCAAGAGAAUAAUAAUGUUCGGCCAAGCAGGCUAGACACAUUACGCUUAGUGCCGCACACGAUGCCCAGUACCGGCGACCACACGUCGAAGCCCGCCGGCGGGAUCAAGAUAAUCAAUGCUUCUCUGUUCCGCAUGGGCACCAAAUCCAUGGCCGAAGCGUCCACAAUCCUCGGAUAUCGCACCCACCACGCCAUCGACGACCCCUCCACCGUGCCGUGGCACCUCAUCGAGGAAGCAGCCGAGGGCAAAUGGCCAGACGUCCCCGGGGCCCGACCCAGAAGACCCUACACAAGACCCGACUGGGAUGUCAUAUGGGGAUCCUACGACGUUGUCACCGACGUCGCCUCGCCCUUCACGAUGGAUCUAGCGCACGCUUACCUGGAUGCCAUCUUCGUCGUCGUCCAGAGGGAUUUCGACUCGUGGUGGUCCAGCUUCGAAUCAGAGGUGCUUGGGUGGUGUUUCUUCCGGGGAGCCCAAGCUCUGGUGACCAUUUUCUCCAUCUUCGGGUUACGCUCCGGCAAUGCCCUGAGGAAAUGUUUCCUAGGUUUCUUUCACGCAAAGUCUAUUGAGGAGAUCAAGUCGAAUGCUCGAGGGGCCUACGAUCGGUACUAUGAUGAUGUUCGGCGGCUCAUUCCGGAGGAGAGGAGGCUGGAACACAAGCUUGAGGCGGGAUGGGCACCUCUAUGUGCGUUUCUUGGGAAGGAAAUUCCAGAUGUGCCGUUUCCGAGAUUGAAUGACCGGGCGGCGCAUACCGCACACUCACGCGCCAACUUCAGGAAUAGUCUUUCUCUCGUUGUGCGUAAUGUUUUGUACUGGGUGGUGGGUGUAGUCUUUGUCGGGUAUCUGGCUUGGUACCUGCAAGGUCAUCUCUUUUCGCGAGAUUAG
Clonostachys rhizophaga is the source of this 1794-nucleotide messenger RNA. The record is from the annotation of a GenBank genome assembly. Lineage: Eukaryota; Fungi; Ascomycota; Sordariomycetes; Hypocreales; Bionectriaceae.